Molecule: messenger RNA, 1158 nt
Organism: Acanthosepion pharaonis
Lineage: Eukaryota; Metazoa; Mollusca; Cephalopoda; Sepiida; Sepiidae
Source: the annotation of a GenBank genome assembly
AUGACUCGCUGUUUUUCCCAAAGAUUUUUCUCUUUCAUCAUAAUUCUUCUUGUACCAUUGUCUCUUGUCUUUCGGUAUGUGGACUUCAUACCUCUUGACUACCAAGCUGCGAUCCUGCACGACAGUCCACCCAAGGACGAACUGACUACACCACAGCACUGUCCGCGUCGAUCCUCUCUCUCUGCAAGCGCCGACGCACCCUUUACUCAAGUACAGACAUCCAGGGAUCGACUGGACCUCGGACAUCCCUGUUUCCAUUCGGCCUACCUCCAAGCUGUCGCCUUGAAACCUGACAACGCUCCUUCAAGACUACACGACCGAACUACUACAAACGAUUAUCUCAAGAUGGCAACUGACGAGUGGGAACAGAACACUCUCAUAAAUGUGGCAAUGCCACUCACAAACCUCCCUCCGUACAACGAGCAGAACACCAAGAACUGGUUUUUACAGCUGGAAGCCAUUUUCUCGGUACGGAGAAUAACAUCACAACAAGCAAAAUUCGCCAACGUGGUACAAGUUUUGCCACCUUCAGUUGUCGACGAAGUAGCCGACAUCUUGGAACACGUACCCGAGCAGGAGCCAUAUACUCGCCUCAAGGAUGCUAUUCUGAAACGAACCGGCCGUUCGGACGAGGAACUGCUCCGGGAACUUUUUACCCACGUCACCAGGGGCGACAGAACACCCUCACAGCUUCUACGCUUCAUGAGGAGCCGACUGGGGAAACAUUCCAUGGCCGAAUCAAUCUUGCGCGAACUGUGGAUGGACAAGUUACCCACUACCAUAACGCAGAUAUUGGCACCAAUCGCUGAUAACACUCCACUGGACCAGUUAGCAAACUCCGCUGACCGCAUCGCAACUAAACUGGACCAAGGAGUGUGUGCCGUGCAGCGCCCAGACGACACAUCAGCCAAAGAAACGGACCUGGAAAAGGCAGUAGCUGACCUGCAGCAUCAGCUGCAGGAUAUACGAAUGCUCCUUUCCCGCACAUCGAGAGGCCCGAUGCCGGCGACCGGCGGUUGGCGACGGAGAGCACGGAGUACCAGCAGGGGUCGACGAGUCGACCCGGAAUUAUGCUGGUACCAUCACAGAUUCGGCACCAGGGCAAAGAAUUGCUCGGCACCCUGCAAAUACAGCUCCAAAACCAAGUCGGAAAACUAA